Talaromyces rugulosus is the source of this 1089-nucleotide messenger RNA. RefSeq lists its product as uncharacterized. The record is from RefSeq and is a predicted model, not a curated record. Gene Ontology annotation, molecular function: NAD binding; oxidoreductase activity, acting on the CH-OH group of donors, NAD or NADP as acceptor. Gene Ontology annotation, biological process: glycerol-3-phosphate catabolic process. Lineage: Eukaryota; Fungi; Ascomycota; Eurotiomycetes; Eurotiales; Trichocomaceae. The transcript has a single exon. Bases 1 to 1089 code for a protein of 362 amino acids.
AUGACUCAAAAUCCCUCCAAAGUUGCAAUUCUAGGAGCCGGUGCAAUUGCCUACGCAACCGCAGCUAUAUUGUGUCGCGAUGGUCACGAUGUGACCCUAUGGUCCCCUUCCGGACGGCGUACAGAAAAAAUAGCAACCGGCGAACGACUGAUAGCCAAAGGGGCUCUCGUCGGCCAAUUCCAUCCACGCAUUUCUACAAGCUGCGCAGAAGCCCUGGCCGGUGUAGACGCAGUCGUGAUCGCAGUGCCGGGCUACGCCCAUCGUCAUGUUCUUGAUGCUGCCGCGCCUCACCUCCGUCGUGAGCAAGUGGUGAUUUUCAGCUCCCACAUAUCCCUUUCUGCGCUCUACCUCGACAAAUUACUACGCGAAAGAGGUGUUGUGCUGCCUAUAUGUGCCCUCGGAACGACUCUUGCCACUGGGCGGCAGCAGCCAGACCUCAACUCAGUCACCAUCGGCUCUAUUCGAGCACGCGUUGACGUGGCCAUUGUACCAGAACAAGAAACUGCUCGAGGACUGAGGGUCUGUCGCAGUUUAUUCGGUGAUCGGUUUGUGCUACGACCCAAUAUCCUGGCCGUAUCUCUCAGCAACAUCAACCCGGAAACACAUCUGGCCAUGGUCUUGUGCAACCUCACGCGCAUGGAGAUAGGCGAGAACUGGGGCCAGUGGAAGCACGUUACGCCUGCGGUGUCCCGGCUGCUCGAAGAGCUUGAUGCCGAGCGUCUUGCCAUUGCCAAAUCGUUUGGUCUUACGGUGCGCACGAUACACGAGCAUUUCCACUUGUCGUACAACUUGCCCAUGGGUCCACUCUCCGAGAUGCUGAAACCGCUGCAACAAGAAACAAAAGAUGUAAAGGGUCCAACCACACUGGACGCACGCUACGUCACGGAGGACGUGCCCUUUGGACUUGUACCGAUAGUUCGUUUGGCGGAACUUGCCGGUGUUGCGGCGCCUCUCCAUGAGAAUGGCGUGCGGUUACUGUCGGCGCUCUAUGGUAGAAACUUUGUGGAGGAGAAUGAUAUUUUGCCAGAGCUUGGUGCGUUAUCAGUGCCGAUGUUGGUCGGCGAGUCUGCGCGGGACUCGAGGUUGUAG